ACAUUUUAUUCACAAACUAGUACGAAACGAAUUCCGUAAGAGUAACAAGUAUACAAAACGGUUGCAAAAUGGGUGUAAAGUCAGUCCUUGCGUUGGCAUUUGUGCUAGCUGUGGUAGCCGCAGCAAAUAUUCCACUGAACAAUGUUGCGUUUGCUCAACAUUAUAAAAAUAACAGUACCAAUUCAAGUCUGUCCCAUAAUCUGAUCGUGGGAAGCAGACUACCAGGCGAUCGACUAGUUCGUCAACAAAGUGUCGUAAGGUCAUCUUCUUGGAUGCAAGUUACCACCUGGCAGCAGACUUUCAACGCUACCCUAUACACCUAUAUCACCCAGGUCCGAUCAUUGGAUCAGAAGACAAACGGUAACGGUGCUCAAGCUUCACUGAUAGCUGGAGGUCCUGGAUAUAACUACGUAACACUCAGAUUCAAGAGUCAAAGAGGACAUGGAAUUAAUCACGUAGUACAACUCUACGCCCGUUAAACUGUAUAAGUCGACGUCGAAUUUCGGAAUAAAAAGUUUGUUCAUUCUGCAUUAA
Messenger RNA from Cephus cinctus (wheat stem sawfly), 534 nucleotides. Its product is annotated as probable salivary secreted peptide. The coding region runs from base 69 to 479 and encodes 136 amino acids. The transcript has a single exon. The record is from RefSeq and is a predicted model, not a curated record. NCBI's taxonomy places the organism in Eukaryota, Metazoa, Arthropoda, Insecta, Hymenoptera, Cephidae.